AUGGCCACCCCAAGGCUGCCUUUCCUGUAUCCAAAUUUGAUGCGGGCAGUGCGGGCAUGUGAGCCUAGUACAUACCGCUCACUGCGAUUCCCAUACAAUCCCACUCAUCGCCUCCAUACCAGUCGGCGGCGCGAGCGCGAAGCCUACCAGCGCCGUUAUGGUCCAGCUGUCGAACCGAAUACUCCUCCGCUGCGUCCGAAGGACGGCUCACUUGAUCAGAUUCAAGAGGCUCCAGAAAAUGAAAACAAGGCUUUGAAUGCCUCCGAACAGGAGGAAGCUUCGCCGGAAGAGUCACAGGCGGAAGCGACACCUGAGGAAAACCAGCAAGAACCCGCAACGACCGCCUCGUCGUCAACCCCGGCCCUAGAUCAACAGGAUGAAGCUGAAACACCGGAACACAAGCCCCCGACAGACCGUGAACCACACGAGGAGCAGACAGCGGAAUUGGACGGUGCCGAACAGGAACCGGCCUCGGCUUCUCCGUCACCUCCUUCCGCAGGCCCAUCGGAAGAAAGUACGGACACAUCUUCGUUCACAAAUCAAACUCCGUUCGAUGACGUUCUUCAUAUGCCCUCACCGUCCGUCUACCUCACUCCAACCGGGGGACCUUCCUCGUCCGACGAUCGCCCGCCACAUUUAUCGCCAGGGCGGUACGUGCACCAUUUCGAUACAUACUCGCUGGUCCAGGAUCUUUCCAAAGGAGGUUUCAGCAAUGAACAUUCUACAACAAUCAUGAAGGCUGUGCGGGGCAUCCUACAGAACAACCUCGAUUUGGCCAGGCAGAGCCUCACUUCUAAAUCUGAUGUCGAGAACGAGGAAUACCUGUUCAAAGCAGCCUGCUCCGAGCUUCAGUCAUCACUUCAGACCGCUCGAAACUCAGAAGUUCAGCAUCAGCGCUCGUCACGCACACAACUGCAGCACGAAACGGAUAUCAUCUCGCAGCGUCUCAGCCAGGAGCUUGCAGGCAUGAGAGACGACAUCAAGGGCAUGUUCAAUGAUCACAAGAUGACUACGCGAGAGCAGCAGCGCAGCAUCGAUACCUCGGUACAGGAGCUGAAUUACAAGAUCACUGUUUCGUUGAACAGUGAUGGAAAGAGCGAGAUCGAGGGCCUUCGAUGGAUCUUGACCAGACGCGCUGCUUCGACGGUUGCUAUCUGUGCUUUCAUGAUCAUUGUCUUCUUGAAGUACGCAUCCACUCGCAAGGUCCACGAGCCCAAGAAAGUGGAGGCGGAGAAACCCACCGUCACAGAGACUGCUACAGAGACUCGUGUGGCCCAGGACCAUGGCAUCCAGAUUGACGCUCCGUGCGCUGAGCCACACCUCGGCGAGUCUCUUGGCUAA
This is a messenger RNA of Penicillium paradoxum, 1341 nucleotides long. Its product is annotated as CCDC90 family protein. Bases 1 to 1341 code for a protein of 446 amino acids. Gene Ontology annotation, cellular component: mitochondrion. Lineage: Eukaryota; Fungi; Ascomycota; Eurotiomycetes; Eurotiales; Aspergillaceae. The transcript has 2 exons. The record is from RefSeq and is a predicted model, not a curated record.